AUGACAAAACCAGCUAAAGAGAAAGUACCAUUAUCAACCCACCUGAUAGCCGGUGGUGUAGCAGGUGCAGCAGAAGCACUAGUAUGUCACCCUUUGGACACGAUAAAAGUUAGAAUGCAGCUUUCGAAAUCACGACAAGCAAAGGGUCUGAAACCACUUGGUUUCUAUCAAACUGGUAAAUACAUCAUUGGACGUGAAUCUGUAUUCGGUUUAUACAAAGGUUUGGGUGCUGUUUUAUCUGGAAUUGUACCAAAAAUGGCUAUCAGAUUCGCAUCAUUUGAACAAUAUAAGCUAUGGCUUGGUAGUCAUGAAGGUACUCUAUCACCCGGUAAAGUUUUUAUUGCCGGUCUCGGUGCAGGUACAACAGAAGCGGUUGCCGUAGUAACACCGAUGGAAGUCGUCAAGAUUCGUCUGCAAUCUCAACAGCACUCGAUGAUGGAUCCUUUGGAUGUGCCGAAAUAUCGUAACGCAGCUCAUGCGCUCUAUACCAUUGUAAAAGAUGAGGGUAUAUCUACUCUCUAUCGUGGCGUUUCUCUCACUGCAUUACGUCAAGCUACAAAUCAAGGUGCUAAUUUCACAGCAUACCAGCAACUCAAAGCGGUAUCAUACAGUUAUCAACCACAGUACAAUGGCACGGAAUUACCAAGUUGGCAAACGGUCAUACUCGGUUUAAUUUCCGGUGCAGCUGGUCCAUUAACUAACGCGCCAAUUGACACAAUCAAAACACGUAUACAGAAAGCUCAGAAAGUACCAGGUGAAACUGCUAUAUCGAGAUUAAUGGGUGUUGCUACAGAUAUGUGGAAGCAAGAAGGUGUUGCCUCAUUCUAUAAAGGUAUCGCACCGCGAAUUCUUCGCGUCGCACCAGGACAAGCUGUCGUUUUCUCUGUCUUUGAGAAAGUCAAACCACUUGUUGAGAGAAUGAAAGGCGAAUAUUUAUAUGAGCCAUCUGAUAACUAA
Wallemia mellicola CBS 633.66 is the source of this 957-nucleotide messenger RNA. RefSeq names its product putative succinate:fumarate antiporter. The transcript has 2 exons. Bases 1 to 957 code for a protein of 318 amino acids. Lineage: Eukaryota; Fungi; Basidiomycota; Wallemiomycetes; Wallemiales; Wallemiaceae. The record is from RefSeq and is a predicted model, not a curated record. Gene Ontology annotation, biological process: succinate transport; transmembrane transport; fumarate transport.